AGGGAAUGGCGACCCAGUUUGUGUUGGACCACGAUUGGGAAAAAACUGAACGCACUGGUCUUUUUCCCAGCCCUGUGGCCCGUCCUUGCCGUCAACGUCUGGAAAGUCUUGUCUAACAGAGCGGACAUUCUCAACGUAGUUAAUCCCAUCAUUGAAAUUUGCCAGAGCCACUACCCGAACCAGCUGAGUCAGAUCUGUGAGACCACCAAGAGACUGAAGGUGGUGACAGACUGGCUGACGGCGCAAGGCCAGAUGGCACUGCCAGACGUGAACGUGAUGCUCUCCCUGGCCAGGAACCACAGCCCUCUGUAUAUCUUGCAGGCCACCACUGAUUUGGUAGAUCUGGACCAUCAUCGGCUGCUUGACCUUCUUUUGGAACUGGAAGGACCAAACAGUUGGAAUGUUCAAGUGUUUGAAGGAUUUACAAUUCUUUUCUCUGUGUUCCAAAUUCUUGAGAAGGCUGUGGAUAUCUUCAAUGAAUAUGAAAAAGAAGACAAUGACUGUGAUUUAAUGUGCCUUAAAUACAAGGAAGAGGUUAGCAAACCGAUUUCGGACCUUGACAAAAGUCUGAACAAACUGGAGCCGUUGGAUUUUAGACUGGAAGUACUGGAGGACAUAUUUCUACUGCUAUUCCUACGCUCAGAGGACUAUUGCGAGGAGAAGGACUGUGUGGACAGCAGUGCCGAGGAGCCUGAGGAGGGUCACAAUUUGCUGUCACGGUCCGCGUCGGACAGUGGUGCUCUGGAGCCACAUGCCCCCACCACCUCCCGCCGCAAGAGCUCCCCAGGGCGGGCUUCUAGUACCUCCUCCUACCCCUCCACCACCACAACACAGCGAAGAUCGGCAAGUCACAGAAGGAGCAAUAAGUCUUUUGCAGUAAAGUUCAGUCAAGGCUUUGUUUGCUACCCUUGGCUUGUCAGUGAUAUUCUAGGCUGUCUGAAACGCUCUCUUGAACAUUUGGAAACUGUCUGUGAUCAUUUUGGCUGUGAUAGAUUUAAGAGGUUAAAAGGAUCUGUUGAUGAUGCUGCAUGGAGAUUGGCCAUGGUGUCAGAUUCAAGUUCUGGUAUCAGUCGAGAUGUGCACAGUCGGGUGGAAGCCUGCUGGGUGUACGAAGGAGGUGACAGUUCAGACUCUGACGACACCCCCUCUCUCCAACCAUCACCUAGACGCAAGGGAAGAAGAUCCCGUCACUUGGAAAGCUCAUCUAGGAGUGAAUCCAGCAGCAAUGCCACCUUCGGCCCCAAGUUCUCUUCAAGUGCAAGUGUUACGAGCAGUGUAAAGACUAGGAGAUGUUCAAGGCUGUUUUCCACGUCCAGCAACUUGAUCAACCUAAUGUUGGCAUCCCCUUCGUGUCUUGUUUCCUACUUUAUCGCUAAAGAAGACUUGGACAGAGCCACAAAUGCAGUUGAAAGAUUCAACUUGAGAGGUACUGCAGUUAAUGUGGAACUGAAUUUUCUUAAGGAAUUCUCGAAUUUGAGGAACAAUAUUUUAGAAGUGGACGUCAGAAAUAGUGACGAGAAAUCUUCAAUAAAGAAUUCUACUCUUCAGGCGAUUAGUGAAACAACGUCGUCAGGAGUUUUAAAUGUCACACUAACAAAACUUGUUGAAACCUUUUUAAUUCAGACUCCAUUACCUGAAGAAGUGGGAGACAACAAGGGAGUUGUUGUGUUGGACUUGGCUCUUUCACCACUUCCCUCGCUCAAACACUCCAUCUGCCUUCUAGAUCUGGCUAGAACAUACACCAGAACUGCAUUGGCUUCUCCUGUUAAAGGGACUGUGGAGGCGUUCACGCAGACAAUGAGACGAGUAGUGGAUGAAAUCGAUGACUCCUCCUCCUUGACAGACAUCCUGCUGGACCCGUGCGUUCCUUUGAGAGAUGCCAACAAGAUCAGCAACCUGAGAACGUUCUGGAGCUCACUUCAGGAGAGCCUCAGCAGUUUCCAAUCCUCCAUGACAUCAGCGGACGACGACUUGGCAGACGCUGCAUUCCUCAAACUGACAUCGUGCAUUGUAGUCGGUCAAGGCUUGGUACAAAACUAUCAAGAUGACACAAAGGAACACUUCUUGAAUCACCUGAGAUCUUAUGUCACAUGCUUGUGGAAAAUUGUCUCUCAUAAAAUACCAGCAGGCACCAAAUACAAAGUGUUAGAGUACGACUUGGACACUCUGGUGGGGGAAUUAGUGUUCUCGGAAGGCAAGGAUCCACUGGAGGUAGAGGCAGCCUUGUUACCUAUAUCGAUCAAUGUGGUACACCUGGUGAUGGCUCACUGCACACCAUCCAUCAGCAUUAGACAGCUGAAACAGAGAUCUGCCACAAUCGUUCUCAAUUCCUGCCAUCAGACUUGUGAAAGAAAAGGAGACCUGAAUGUACCGGAAGAAGUAUCUUCUCUCCUCUCCAAGCUGCUGGACGUCAUUGAGUGGAAGAGUUCAAGGGCUCUAGACAACCUACCGACCUCCCCCAGAGUGCAGGAGGUCCUAGCGGCCACGUGUUGUCUACAACAGCUGGACUGGAAUCAGCUGGUCCCUGGUGAUCAGCUGUUUGCCUUUCUUGUCAACCUGUACAACCUCAUGUGGCUGCAUGCUCUCAUCUUGCUUGAAAUAUCAGAUGAGUACGGUCUGGUCUCUCCGUCUGCCUGUCUACGAGACCUGAGCGCUCAAAGUGUGGGUUACAUUGUCAGUGAAUGUUACAGAUGAGUACGGUCUGGUCUCUCCGUCUGCCUGUCUACGAGACCUGAGCGCUCAAAGUGUGGGUUACAUUGUCGGUGAAUGUUACAGAUGAGUACGGUCUGGUCUCUCCGUCUGCCUGUCUACGAGACCUGAGCGCUCA
Molecule: messenger RNA, 2827 nt
Organism: Homalodisca vitripennis (glassy-winged sharpshooter)
Lineage: Eukaryota; Metazoa; Arthropoda; Insecta; Hemiptera; Cicadellidae
Exons: 16
Coding region: 253-2694 (813 amino acids)
Biological process (GO): mitotic cytokinesis; double-strand break repair via homologous recombination; regulation of cytokinesis
Cellular component (GO): centrosome; lysosomal membrane; midbody
Molecular function (GO): phosphatidylinositol-3-phosphate binding
Source: RefSeq, a predicted model, not a curated record